AUGCUUCGCUACUUUACCGGACAGGCGGUUCCAAAUCUCAUGUCUGGGUUGACUAGCAGCGCGGAUCAAUCGAGCAUUUCUGGACCUAGUGAAUUCGCUAAUCCUGCGAUUUCUCUCUACAUUUUGAAGCUGAGAGAAAAAUAUCGGCUAGAUCCAAUUGACUCUCUCAUGGUGGAACACUACUUUCUAUCGUCAUACAGAACUUUUCUGGACAAGAACACUGAGAAAGUAUGGCUCAGCGCUAUGGCAAAUCUCGCCGAAGAACAUGUUUUUCUUCUCCAUGGAAUUCUGGCCUGCACAGCUCUUCAUAUGGCUCACUUGUACCCAAUACAGAGCCAAGCCUAUAUCCUUCGUGCUUGUGUUCAUCAAGAAUCAGCCCUUCCGCUAUUUAGCCACGCAAUCGAGCACCCCACAGAACACAACUGCGAUGCAAUAGUGACAUUUGCACACCUGCUAGUAGUUUACUCGUUUGCAUCGGAUCUCGAAAAUUCCAAUAGUUCACUACUGCUUGUUGAGAACACUGGCGCAGGCCACCGCCAAAGCCUUGUACUCCCCCAAUGGCUCCAUUUUUUUCGCACCGGUUGUGUGAUGUUAAUGAGCGUCUGGGACCGAAUUGAGAGUGGACCAGUUAGCCUUUUAGCAGAAGCAUACGAAACAGAACUCGAGAUUCCAACCGGGAACUUGCCAUAUUUGGAUCAUUUCCUGUCCAUCAUUCCCCAGGACAAAUCAUGGUCUGAUCAAAGCAUCGUCAUAUACCGGCAUGCCGCAACUGCACUCGCCAAAGCAUUUGCGUAUUUAGGGCAUACCAAGGACGAUCUUCAUGUUAGCACGUGGAAUAUUCUGGGUCUUUGGCCUGUUCGGGUGGAAGAUGAGUUUUUUGAAUUGCUUUCCUCGAAACACCCUGGGGCAUUGAUCCUCCUUGCGUAUUACUGUGUGAUUUUGAAGCAUAUGGAGGAGUGCUGGUACUUUGGAGGUAGGCCUGCCAAGCUGAUUGCUUCUAUUGCGGCUGUCCUGCCUUUGAGGUGGCACCCUUUUAUCCAAGAGGCUGUUUCUGGGGUUGCAAAUCCCAUCUGA
Messenger RNA from Penicillium robsamsonii, 1074 nucleotides. RefSeq lists its product as uncharacterized. The record is from RefSeq and is a predicted model, not a curated record. NCBI's taxonomy places the organism in Eukaryota, Fungi, Ascomycota, Eurotiomycetes, Eurotiales, Aspergillaceae. Gene Ontology annotation, molecular function: DNA-binding transcription activator activity, RNA polymerase II-specific. The transcript has a single exon. Bases 1 to 1074 code for a protein of 357 amino acids. Gene Ontology annotation, biological process: regulation of transcription by RNA polymerase II.